Lathyrus oleraceus (garden pea) is the source of this 1068-nucleotide messenger RNA. Its product is annotated as pathogenesis-related thaumatin-like protein 3.5. Lineage: Eukaryota; Viridiplantae; Streptophyta; Magnoliopsida; Fabales; Fabaceae. The transcript has 3 exons. The record is from RefSeq and is a predicted model, not a curated record. Bases 104 to 955 code for a protein of 283 amino acids.
CUUUUAUUUCUUCACCUCUCUUCUUUUAUAUUCACAUGUUGCUUUCACAUUUUUUCAUGUGUAUCUCGAUCCAAACCCUUACUCAAUUAUAGCAAUCAAAGAUAUGGCAUUACACUUUCAAAUGAUUCUACCUAUCUCAUUGGUUCUUGCCAUCAUUUUAUCAGGUGAUAGAACUUGUGAGUCAGCAAGAGUAUUCACUAUAGUAAACUAUUGCAAGGAAACUCUUUGGCCAGCUGUAAUACCCGGAGAAAAUUUCAACGGCGGAGGAUUCGUCCUUAAACAAGGACAAUCCUCCGUUUUCAACGCUCCAGUCAGUUGGAGCGGUCGAAUUUGGGCUCGAACAGGCUGCAACUUCGACCAAAACGGAGACGGACAAUGCCAAACCGGUGCAUGUGGCACCACUUUAAAAUGUGGAGGCGCGGGAAAAACCCCGGCGUCACUAGCUGAAUUCACCAUUGCUAACCCUGACUUCUACGAUGUUAGUCUCGUCGACGGCUUCAACGUGCCGAUUUCCGUUAAGCCGAUAAACGGAAAAGGAAACUGCUCAACUGCCGGAUGCGAUUCUGAUCUUAGGUCAACUUGUCCCAAAGAACUUUCCGUUAAGUCGAACGGAAAGACCGUUGGGUGCCGAAGCGCUUGCGAUGUGUUUGAUACAGAUGAGUAUUGUUGUAGAGGGAAUUUCGGAAACCCUUCGACUUGUAAACCGACGUUUUAUUCGAAGAAAUUUAAGGAGGCUUGUCCAACAUCUUAUAGUUAUGCUUAUGAUGAUCCAACAAGUAUUUUCACAUGCACUGGAACAGAUUAUAUCAUUGCUUUCUGUGCUGACAGGAAGAAACAGAUGUGCACUUAUCAUGAUCAUGAUAUUCAUUGUAGUGGAUCACAAGGCUUGAAGCUGUUGAUUGGAAGCUGGUGGAUGGGAGUGUUCAUAAUGGUGUUUUCAGUUGUUGGAUUCUAGAGCCUUAAAAAACUAUGAAUCUUGUUGAGUUGAAAUUGAGUGAAUUUCAUGAGUUUGUAUAAAUGGAAACUCUUUUCAUUUUUUGGUAAUAAAUGGAAACUGUUUUCCUUUCA